This is a messenger RNA of Paraglomus brasilianum, 303 nucleotides long. Lineage: Eukaryota; Fungi; Glomeromycota; Glomeromycetes; Paraglomerales; Paraglomeraceae. The record is from the annotation of a GenBank genome assembly.
AUGCGGGGAAAAAACUACGCAAAUAAAGGCGUAAGAGUUCUCAAUGAAGCAAGGUUUCGCAGUUCAGAUGAAGUGAUUUCUAAACGAUAUCCUAAGGAUCAAGCCAGUGGAAACGAAGAUGCUUCGCACAAACGGCCGGACAGAAACGGGCUAUCACAAACUCCAUGGAUCCAGAUGUCGCGUACAUUUUUGACUUGCGGUGAAGUGGUAUCAAGAGCUUCAUGGGAUCGUCGAGCAAAUGCGGUAGAUGCUCCGAGUAACGCAGAAGGAUAUCACCUCGACUGGAUGUUCACGGUGUGGUAA